AUGAGGCUCAUUGGGGUUAAAGUUGAAUUUAUUUUUUCUUUCAGGAGGAAGUUGGUUCCUCUGAGCAGGAAGGUGGAGCAGAGAGAGAAGAGGAAAGAGGAGAAAGCUCUGAUCGCCGCUCAGCUGGAUAACGCCAUCGAGAAGGAGCUUCUGGAGAGACUCAAACAGGGAACGUACGGAGACAUCUACAACUUCCCGAUCCAUGCCUUCGACAGAGCGCUGGAGCAGCAGGACGCCGAGAGCGAGUCGGAGGAGGAGGAGGAAGAGGAGGAGGAGGAGGAGGAGGAGGAGGAUGUCGGGAAGAGAGAGUUUGUGGCAGAAGAGGAAGUGGAGGAGAGCGACCUGAGCGACUUCGAGGACAUGAACAGACUGAAGACGAGCAGCGACGACGAGGACACAGACGAGGACGAGGAGUCCAGCGAAGAGGAGGAGGAGGAGGAGGAGGAGAUGGAGAUGGAGGUGAAGACGAAGAUGAAGAUGAAGACGAAGACAUCCGGGUCUAAAGGCAAAGCUCCGGCCAACGGCUCGGCGGUGAGGAAGAAGCGAGCGUACGUGGAGAUCGAGUACGAGACGGAGCCCGCCACCAAGAGCAGAGCCACGUCGUGAUGUCACUGCCUCUGCAGCCAAUGGAACUGUGACUCUGCUGAGGACACGCCCACUCCUGUAAAUGAAAGUGUGCUGACGGACGCACAGAACGGAUCUGACCCGGGAUCAGAUUAAAACACACAAAGUGACUUUAACUCUUUCUUCUUUUCUUUUUUAUGUGCUUAAAAAAUACUUUUUUGUUAAAUAUUAAUCGUUUAAUGUUGUUUGAAAACAAACGUCAAUAAAUCAGUUUUAAAAACAA
This is a messenger RNA of Plectropomus leopardus (leopard coralgrouper), 847 nucleotides long. NCBI's taxonomy places the organism in Eukaryota, Metazoa, Chordata, Actinopteri, Perciformes, Serranidae. The record is from RefSeq and is a predicted model, not a curated record.